Molecule: messenger RNA, 833 nt
Organism: Coregonus clupeaformis (lake whitefish)
Lineage: Eukaryota; Metazoa; Chordata; Actinopteri; Salmoniformes; Salmonidae
Product: rho GDP-dissociation inhibitor 1-like
Exons: 4
Biological process (GO): Rho protein signal transduction
Cellular component (GO): membrane; cytosol; cytoplasm
Molecular function (GO): protein binding; Rho GDP-dissociation inhibitor activity
Source: RefSeq, a predicted model, not a curated record
GUAGCUGUGGGUCAGUUACAUGAUUCAUAUGAACGUUCUUUGUCUGGUCUUGUUACAGAUCCCAGCGUUCCCAACGUCCAGGUGACACGGUUGACACUGAUGUGUGAGACUGCCCCGAACCCACUGACCCUGGACCUGCAAGGAGAUCUGGAGGCCUUUAAGAAGCAGUCCUUUAUCCUGAAGGAGGGAGUGGAGUACAGAAUAAAGAUCAGCUUCAAAGUGAACAAGGAGAUUGUCUCGGGACUCAAGUAUGUCCAGCAGACCCACAGGAAAGGAGUGAGAAUUGACAAGUCAGACUACAUGGUGGGGAGCUACGGGCCGAGGCCGAAUGAGUACGACUUCCUGACCCCGCUGGAGGAGGCUCCUAAAGGCAUGCUGGCCCGCGGCACCUACAACAUCAAGUCCAAGUUCACCGACGACGAUAAGCACGACCACCUCUCCUGGGAGUGGAACCUCAACAUCAGGAAAGAUUGGAAAGACUAAGAAAGAGGCCUUCAGAACCAAACCCCACAACCCACAACCAAGUCCCCAUUUCUCCAUUAGUUAGUUUUCUUCUACUUCAUUCCAUCCUCAUGUCUUCAUUCCGACCCUUCCAUCCCUCUGUCUCUCCCACGUAUCUUCCGAUUUAUCCGUCUGCAUUAGUAGCAGCAGCAGAAGCAACGGCCCCCUCUGUCCGUCCAUCCCCCCCUCUGCUUUCAUUGGUUGCACAAAACCCACCACCAUUGUUUCACUAUCCUCAACCUGCCAUCCAUGCAACCUUAAAGGCCCAGUGCAGUCAAAAAUGUGAUUUUCCUGUGUUUUAUAUAUAUAUACACACUGAGGGAGGAAUAAGA